This is a messenger RNA of Microbotryum saponariae, 587 nucleotides long. The record is from the annotation of a GenBank genome assembly. NCBI's taxonomy places the organism in Eukaryota, Fungi, Basidiomycota, Microbotryomycetes, Microbotryales, Microbotryaceae.
AUGCGGUACGGAGACGACGGCAGCGUGCUCGGCGAGGCGGCUCGGUCGUCGCUGAAUCUUGUAGCGAAUUGUAAGUUCUUGUGAUGCGCGCCCGAGCUGAGGUGUCGCUGGAACUGCGAUUUACUCCAACGCCGCGCCGAGAGCCGCGGGCACACCCUACAGCGAUACUGUGGCCAUCUAUUGCGGCCGUUCUCAAGGACGACUUCGCCACCUGGAAAGGAACAUGGUUCAGGUUAGCUUUGGCGCCAGGGGUCGAGUCGUUGAGGGAGUGGUGGUGGUGGUGCGGUCGAAUCUCACCAAGCUUGACAAAGUCUGUACUCAUUAGUCUCACAGCUUCCUCCGUAUACCAAAGCACGGAGGCAUCACGUACAAACCUUUUUCAAUCCGACAUCGACGAACUCCAACGUACAUAUCAGAACAAGCGUGUGACUCUGGCGUCGAUUGGUGCCAAUACUUCCAUUAUUAAACUGCCAGCGGGCCACUUCGGACAAACAGUAAUCAGUAGAAACGGAACGCACCCUUUGGUCGUAACAUUGUUCGGAAAAGUUGCGAUGUUGGACCCCUCAUUAGGAAAGUCACCAGUUUAG